AUGAGCAGCAGACCUGGGGACUGGAUGUGUGCUGCGUGCCGCCAUCUCAAUUUCCAGAAGCGCGAUUCGUGCCACCGAUGUUGCUGUCCUAAAUACGCUGCUGAGGGCGAUGUCUCGCUGUACUCGCAGCCUGAGAUGCUGCCGGGAGACUGGUACUGCGGCGCUCUCAAUUGCCGAGCUCAUAAUUACGCUAGCCGAGCAAACUGCUACAGGUGUGGCGCGACUAAGGAGUACUCCGGCUAUGGUGCUGCUUUAAUGGCGUCUGCUGGUUAUCCCGACAUCGCCAUUCCUGGUUGGAAAGCCGGCGACUGGAUUUGCACCAGACCGGGCUGCAGCACGCAUAAUUACGCGUCAAGAACAGAGUGCUAUAAGUGUAAGACAGCCAGGGAAUUCGGAGGAGCAAUGUGAGGAAUGGAGAAACCUUAGCGGCAUAAUGAUUGAGUUCGGCUAAUACUUCCCUAAUGACGAUUUCUAACUCUCUUUCCUUCAUAAAUGUAUCGCGCAAAGUGUUCUUAGAAAUGGUUUUUGUGUUUCAGAAAUUCGAAUGACUAUUCACUCUGUUUGUUUUAUUGAUCUUAAUCUAUCAUCAUGGUAUUA
This is a messenger RNA of Andrographis paniculata, 597 nucleotides long. Its product is annotated as RNA-binding protein involved in heterochromatin assembly dri1-like. The coding region runs from base 1 to 408 and encodes 135 amino acids. Gene Ontology annotation, cellular component: cytoplasm. The record is from RefSeq and is a predicted model, not a curated record. The transcript has 3 exons. NCBI's taxonomy places the organism in Eukaryota, Viridiplantae, Streptophyta, Magnoliopsida, Lamiales, Acanthaceae. Gene Ontology annotation, molecular function: mRNA binding.